AUACAAACAGAGUCGAAACUAAAACAACUGAACACCAAACUUAACAAUAACCGGAGUGUGAAAGUGAUAAUUAAAAAGAGAUUCAGAGGAUUAAUCUCUAAUGGCUCACUACAACGGCGAAGUAGAGGUGGAGGUGUCUGUAAAGCCAAGCAGUUUGAGCUCCUCUGCUUCGUUUAAAGCUCGAAGGCCUAAGCCUAAUGAUGAUGUAAUUAAUCUCCUCCACGGCUCCGAUCCCGUCCGCCUUGAACUCAACCGUCUUGAAAAUGAACUCCGAGAUAAAGAUAGAGAAUUAGGAGAAUCUCUUGCGGAAAUCAAAUCCUUAAAGAAUUCAGAACGCCUCAAACACAAAGCUGUGGAAGAGCUAACAGACAAGUUAAACAAAGUGGAUGAGAAGCUUAAAGUGACUGAAGCACUUUUGGAAAGCAAGAAUCUUGAGAUAAAGAAGAUAAAUGAUGAGAAGAAAGCAGCAUUGGCUGCACAGUUUGCUGCAGAAGCCACACUACGCAGAGUCCAUGCUGCCCAGAAAGAUGAUGAGAUGCCUCCAAUUGAGGCAAUCAUCACUCCACUGGAGGCAGAGCUUAAGCUUGCCAGGCUGGAGGCAGCAAAGUUGCAGGAGGACAAUAGGGCACUGGAUCGGCUCACUAAAUCUAAAGAAGCUGCACUACUCGAGACUGAGAGAACUGUCCAGAUGGCUUUGGCAAAAGCUUCUUUUGUUGAUGAUCUACAAAACAAAAAUCAAGAGCUGAUGAAACAGAUUGAAAUAUGCCAGGAGGAGAAUAAGAUUGUAGACAAAAUGCAUCGACUAAAGGUUGCAGAGGUUGAAAAGCUAAUCCAAUCUGUUCGUGAACUUGAAGAAGCUGUUUUGGCUGGAGGAGCUGCUGCCAAUGCUGUGCGUGAUUACCAGCGGAAAGUGCAAGAGAUGAAUGAGGAGAAAAAGUAUCUAGAACGAGAAGUAGCACGUGCUAAGGUUUCUGCAAACAGGGUUGCCACAGUAGUUGCCAAUGAGUGGAAGGAUGGCAAUGACAAAGUUAUGCCUGUAAAGCAGUGGCUUGAGGAGAGAAGAUUUUUUCAGGGAGAACUGCAACAACUUCGAGAUAAACUGGUUGUAGCGGAGCGCACUGCAAAGGCAGAAGCACAACUGAAAGAGAAAUACCACUUACGAUUCAAGGUUUUAGAGGAAAGGCUUAAAGCAUCUAAUGUGAACUCUCGCACUGCCUCUGAAGGAAGAUGUAUAAACAACGGGCUUUCACGAUGUCAGUCUUUCGGUGGAGCUGAAAGUUUUUCCAGAUCUUCGAAUGGCUAUCUAUCAAAAAAAGCAGUGAAUUUACAAACUGGGUCCCUCCGAUCAAAUAGUGCAAUUGCCUUAGUGAGGAAUGCCAAGAUGUCAUCAAGAUCAUUUGAUGGUGGUAGUAGAUCAUUGGAUAGAGGUAAUCUGAUUCCAGUUGCAACUGCAAAAGAUAAUUUUCCCACCAUCACUAAUGAUCAGACCUCAAGUACUGAGAUAACUAUUACACAUGACGAGAGUAUGGAUGGGAUUCUAACUGAAAAAUCAAAAACACAGCUUGAAGAUCAUGUUUCAGGUGUGUUGUAUGAUCUGUUACAGAAAGAGGUAAUAACUCUGAGGAAAGCUUGCCAUGAAAAAGAUCAAAGCUUGAAGGACAAGGAUGAUGCGAUUGAGAUCUUGGCAAAAAAGGUUGACACAUUGAACAAAGCAAUGGAAGUUGAGUCCAAAAAAAUGAGAAGGGAAGUAGCUGCCAUGGAGAAGGAAGUUGCUGCCAUGCGGGUUGGCAAGGAGCAUGAUCAGCGAACAAGGCGCACUAGUGCUCCCAAGGCAGCUGUAACUAGCCCUCAUUUGCUCUCUGCAAGGAAUGCACGAAACUAAUUGGAAAUUGACGUAGGCGUGAUACAUUAGCCAGGAUAUGGCAUGUUUUAAUUCUUUAUUAACUCUUGUAUUAGCUGUCUCAACAAGUUAGUACAUUUGUAAAGAACUUACUCUAGGUUUCUAGGAAAUAUUUGUAUGUAUAUUUAUGUACUAUUAUUGAAAAUCAUUAAAGUCAA
This is a messenger RNA of Pistacia vera, 2058 nucleotides long. RefSeq names its product microtubule-associated protein 70-2-like. Gene Ontology annotation, molecular function: microtubule binding. Gene Ontology annotation, biological process: cytoskeleton organization. NCBI's taxonomy places the organism in Eukaryota, Viridiplantae, Streptophyta, Magnoliopsida, Sapindales, Anacardiaceae. The transcript is spliced from 11 exons. The coding region runs from base 101 to 1882 and encodes 593 amino acids. The record is from RefSeq and is a predicted model, not a curated record.